Messenger RNA from Plectropomus leopardus (leopard coralgrouper), 505 nucleotides. The record is from RefSeq and is a predicted model, not a curated record. NCBI's taxonomy places the organism in Eukaryota, Metazoa, Chordata, Actinopteri, Perciformes, Serranidae.
AUGUUCCUUUACAAACUCCUCAGCUUUUUCUUUGUAGCUUCCAAAAAGGAGGACGACUCUAAACAUGACUUGUCCCUUUACAAGCGUGGGGAUUUAUUAGAAGUCCCCAGGACGUUAUUCACACAUUUUGGCAUCUACUUGGGGGACAAUCGCGUGGCUCAUCUCAUCCCGGACUUCCUUCCAGUAAUUUCCAAGAAUAAAUCUGCCAUUGCCAAGAUGGUAACAAAUAAUCGUCUUCUGCUGGGGGUUAUCACUAAGGUUGCCAGCAUCAGAGUGGACUCUGUGGCGGACUUUGCUUACGGCUCAGAGAUUCUGAUUAACCACAUGGACAAGGUGUGCAGCCAGCCUCCUCUGGACGGGGACGAGGUGGCCAGAAGAGCUGAGAAACUCCUGGGCUCUGUCACCUACAGCUUACUGUGGUACAACUGUGAACACUAUGUCAUGUACUGCAGAUAUGGCAUGGCCAUCAGCUACCAGACAUACCAGGUAGAGUCUCUGGCCUGCU